Messenger RNA from Pseudophryne corroboree (corroboree frog), 2739 nucleotides. It is a transcript of the gene CIZ1, whose product is annotated as CDKN1A interacting zinc finger protein 1. Bases 122 to 2101 code for a protein of 659 amino acids. Gene Ontology annotation, molecular function: zinc ion binding; nucleic acid binding. The record is from RefSeq and is a predicted model, not a curated record. The transcript has 16 exons. Gene Ontology annotation, cellular component: nucleus. NCBI's taxonomy places the organism in Eukaryota, Metazoa, Chordata, Amphibia, Anura, Myobatrachidae.
CCUCGCUGCAACCCGGUCCCCGUCAUUGUCCCCAGGUUCUCCCGACACUGUGAAUGGAUGCCGGCCCUGCAUCUAUUCACUCAGGUGGAGGCUGACACAUACAUGACUUAUCUGUGACAAGAUGUUUAACCAGCAACAGCAGCAGUUCCAUCAGCUGAUUCAGCUUCAGCAUCUCCUGCAGCAACAGCAGCAACCUUCACGCCAUCCACAGACUGCACAGCACCAAAUACCGGCCCAGCAUGCAGCACCCAGGCAUAUACCAAAUCCAGGCCAGCACCAGCAGUCGCAGCAGAUGAUGAACCUGCAAGCAGCCAACCCGGCCAGGCUCCUUAAUACUCACACCAUGUUACAGCGUGCUUUGCUGAUGCAGCAGAUGCAGGGUAAUCUCCGUGGUCUCAGCAUGGUGGCUCCGCCAAUGCCUCAGUUCUUUUCUGCAGCAACAAGGCAUUCCAUCCUGGGUAUACCUCCCAUGGGAGUGACUGUGAAGGCUCAGAAUAUGUCUUUUCCUCCACGUUCCUUUCAACAGCCACGUGUGUAUCACAAGGAUCACUACAAGAGCUAUGACAUUAAGAGGGAUCGGGAGCAGAGCUCCUCCUUCCUAGGCAAGGACACCAGUGAUACAAACUCUGUGAGAGGAAACGCAGAGCUUCCACCUAUAGCGUCCGAGGCAGAUGAGACCUUACAAGAUAAUGAAAAUCUAACUGAAUGCAGCAUUACUGACCCCCUUGAGCCAUCAUCCAAGAGAGCAAGGAGCUCUGAGACCCUGACAGAUGAAGCAGCAGAAGGGACAACAGAAGAGGCAGAUGUCUCUGAAGAGCGCAGCGUGGAGUCGCAGUCUCCCGAGGGGAUAGGUGGCGGGCGUGCACUGAAAGUGACCAUCCAGCGUAGGAGUGAGAGUCGCACCACUGCUCUGCAGCCUGCCUGCGCAGAGAAAAGCGGUACGGCUGGAAGCUCCACGCACAGCGGCACCAGGUUCUGCUGUUAUAUCUGUAAAACCAGCUACCAGAAUCUUCAGAAUUUCCAGUCUCACCUGGUGAACGCUCAGCACCAGCAGAACAUCCAGGAGAUCCAACAUCUCAGUAAUGCCUGUCUGGUUACCCUUAUGCCCACUGCAAAAGACAGCCAGGGUGGCAUGGCGUGCAGAGAUGGUAAAAAGAAGCAGAUGAGAUGGUGCAAUGUCUGUCAGGCUCAUUUCAGCUGUGAUCUUAUAAAGCAUCGCCGGACUCCGGAACAUAAGAUGGCAAAACGCUCCCUAAGACCAUUCUGUACAGUGUGCAGCCGCCACUUUAAGACCCCUCGGAAGUUUGUGGAGCACAUGAAGUCUCCGGAGCACAAGCAGAAGUCGCAAGAGGUCCGGCUUCGUGAGAAGGAACCGUGGAACCCUGAGGAGUCUGAGGAACUGAUCACAGUAGAUGCCGUUGGCUGUUUUGAGGACGAGGACGACGAAGAUGAUGAAGAGGAAGAAGAGGGUAUCAGCGCAGAUGACAUUUCCGAGGACACCGAAUGUCUUCCGGUUCAAAAAGAGGACAGUUUUGCGGAUCAUGAACAAGGGGAAGAGUAUAAAUCAGACACCGCCUACGGCCUGGAUUAUAUGGUCCCCGUCGCGGGUUAUCUCUGCAGGCUGUGUCACAAAUUCUAUCCUAGUGACUCUGCUGCCCGGCUCACGCACUGCAAGUCCCUGGUGCAUUUUCAGAACGUCCAGAGAUGCAAAGCGGUGAAGAACCGUGGGCAGUUGCAGGCUGACCAUUCUUCCAAGGAACCACAGGAGGAUGAAAAAGAAAACCAGAAGCACGCCGGGAGUGUUGGUUUGGAAAGUGAUGGCACUAAACCAACAAAGCCGGAAAAAGUACAGUGUGAGAAAGGAAGUAUUCCAGUAGCCGAAGAGCUUGGUUGCAGCUCUGGUACUAAUGAAGGUUCCAUUACGGUCUUUGACACUGUGAGUACAAGUGAGGAAGACGCGGGUUACCUGCUGGAGCCUGAAGUGCUGCUUGCUGAAAUGGAAGGGAAUUUGGAGCAAAACCAAGUGACAGCCCAAGAAGAAACGUCUUGUGACGAAACCUCAUCAAGCUGCAGGCGUUCCUCUCGCCACAAAGUCAGAUAGAUAGAGAAACUUUAAAUGUGUAGUGUUUACCAAUGAUUUUUGAAGGUGAGAUAGUGCAUUUCCUGUUGAUUAGAAUUGGGGCAUUCCACUCAGUGAGAGAUACAGCAGUCCAGUAGUUAAAGGAUGGCGAAACCCAAACAUUACUUUUUUUUAUCUGUGAUGGUAGAAUACAGUUUUACUUUGUUUAUGAAAUUUUCUUUUUUAAUAAGCCUGUAGUUAAAAGUUUAGUUUUGUUCUACAGUAUGAGAAAUAAUAAAAAAACACCCCAUAUUUCUUAGACCUUGACCAAAAUGGUUUUGAUAUAGAGCAAAGAGCUCAAAUGGCAAAGCAUAGCAAGCUAGUUAGUUUCUUCAGAAUUCCUACUGUUCCACUCCAUCAAUAUGCACAGAGUUAUUACCUGCAUUGUAAGUGUGUUUCAAACUCCAGCUUUUGCAUUGCAUCAUAGUGAUAAUGACAGGAAAGUUCCCCUUUCCUAAGUAGAUAUUUCAAAGAUGGCUGCUUUCAACAACUGACUGGAAUAGUACAGACCUGAUUCUGUCCAGCUAUAUUCUUUAUCUCUGUGAUAAACCGUUUUGUUUUUUUAAAUUCAUGUUAACUUUUUACUUUCUUUGCAGUCAAUAAACAUACACCCUCUGGUA